Messenger RNA from Mytilinidion resinicola, 487 nucleotides. RefSeq lists its product as uncharacterized. The transcript has a single exon. The record is from RefSeq and is a predicted model, not a curated record. Bases 139 to 387 code for a protein of 82 amino acids. NCBI's taxonomy places the organism in Eukaryota, Fungi, Ascomycota, Dothideomycetes, Mytilinidiales, Mytilinidiaceae.
UCACAAUCAGGCUCUUUGCGCAUUGGUGAUAAACUAGAAAAUGAAGCAAGCAUUCUCGAUGUCCUUCAACACUACUGUGUAUCUGUAAUCGGACUGCGAGAACGGAAAAACUUCGUGAUACAGAUAUCCCGUUACAGUAUGGUGCUAUUAUUUUGUCUUUUAAUUAUUGGCCUCAGGACUGGAACCAAGCUAGAGGUCGUGAAUGGUCAUUUCAAAAGGAAUCUGGCUCUAAUAGACAUAGGGAGAGCUUUGAUUCCAGUGACUGGAAAGACGAUUGAGCUGCCAAGGAGGACGUAUGCCUGCAAUGGUCGGUGGAAUGAAGUGCGAAACUGGCACCCUUCUUUUGGGAUCAUUCAUGAGAUAAGAGGUGGGCAAAUUGUUAAGUAGUAAUCACGCUCCUCUAGCAGAAAUUGAUACUUGCGCUUGACUACAUGUGUAUGCUAUUGUAACACCUGUGUCCUUGCUGUGCGCUGCGUGAACCCUUUCG